AUGGAGACCGUGGAUCAUCUGUUAUGUGGGUGUGUUGUGGCUUCUUCCGUUUGGUCUCAAGUUAGUAACUGGUGCAAGGUGAGUCCGUUGAUUUUGUUUUCAGUCAAAGACGUUGCUGAGUCGGCUGAGUAUAGUAAUCUGGGAAGCAAGGCUAAAGAGGCCUUCCAUGGUAUUACGUAUGUGACCGCUUGGUGCAUCUGGAAGGUGAGGAAUGAUAAACGGUUCUCAAAUGUUGAAGUUAAAGUGGAAGAGAUAGUGCAGAGUAUAAAAUCUCUUGGUUAUUUAUGGUAUAGAAAUCAGUCUAAAGAUAGCUUUCAUAAACAUCCAUUAUCGAUAUUCGCUUAUCCAUAUCCGCCAUCCACCGUGACGGUGACGGUGGUGGUGGUGGUGAUAGUGGUCGGCAUGGUGUCGAUGGUGGUGGUGGCGUUGCUCGAUAGAGACAUUUAA
Helianthus annuus (common sunflower) is the source of this 447-nucleotide messenger RNA. RefSeq lists its product as uncharacterized. The record is from RefSeq and is a predicted model, not a curated record. The transcript has 2 exons. The coding region runs from base 1 to 447 and encodes 148 amino acids. NCBI's taxonomy places the organism in Eukaryota, Viridiplantae, Streptophyta, Magnoliopsida, Asterales, Asteraceae.